Molecule: messenger RNA, 594 nt
Organism: Colletotrichum godetiae
Lineage: Eukaryota; Fungi; Ascomycota; Sordariomycetes; Glomerellales; Glomerellaceae
Exons: 3
Coding region: 1-594 (197 amino acids)
Source: RefSeq, a predicted model, not a curated record
AUGGUGAAUCUGAGUCCAGCGGCAGGCACCUUCCUCAACUUUCUGAUCCGGCUCCUACUUCCUCACUCAGUCGCGGUCUCCACCUCAAGCACCUUGAGAACGCCUUCCCAGCGCGUCGUCAAAACAAAUUCGCACCAUCGCGGCUGCAUUUUAUGUUUUUCCUCACCAGCACACUGCCUCACUCUUCCCCUUUCGUACGCACUCAUCCGCGUACACAUCGCAAAAAAGCCCCAAAUCCUUUGCGAUCUUCACAUUCAAGUGUUCCUCACAACACCAACUUCAACCCAACUUACAAGCGAACACCGAGCAACUGUGGACCGGCUAGCGAAGAUGUAUCUCGACUCCCAGACUGUCGACAUCGUUGAGGUGCUCAAGGAGAAAGCUGCCUUGAACGCCCGUCUCGAGGAGGCCACCAAGAAGCUCGCUGCUACCAUGGAAGAUUUCGAGAUUGAGAAGCAGGAGCGCACCAAGGCCGAUGUCGAGGCCAACAACCCCAUGAUGCAGUCAAUGAAUCCUGAGCCGAUUGAGCUUAUGGUAACUGAGCAUUACGUUCACCGCUCUUCUUCCUCCGGCCGGGCUGACAGCGCUACCUGA